Odobenus rosmarus divergens (Pacific walrus) is the source of this 2642-nucleotide messenger RNA. It is a transcript of the gene POLH, whose product is annotated as polymerase (DNA directed), eta. The record is from RefSeq and is a predicted model, not a curated record. The transcript is spliced from 11 exons. Gene Ontology annotation, cellular component: nucleus; replication fork; site of double-strand break. Bases 247 to 2385 code for a protein of 712 amino acids. Gene Ontology annotation, molecular function: damaged DNA binding; DNA-directed DNA polymerase activity. NCBI's taxonomy places the organism in Eukaryota, Metazoa, Chordata, Mammalia, Carnivora, Odobenidae. Gene Ontology annotation, biological process: error-prone translesion synthesis; response to radiation.
GCUGAGCGCGCAAACCCUCCCUAGACCCGCCGGGUAGUGCGUGCGGCUCCCGGUUCAAGGGUCGUCCGUGACCUCUGGUCCGUUUCUCCGGCGUCACGGGGAAUAAAUCUCUCGAAGCCGACUGGUCCUGUCCCGGAAAGGGGGCAGAUAUUCAGGACCCCUUCAUCUUCCUUCCAGUGGACAGCGAGCCCGGCAUCUUUGGCGUCGGUGGUUGGCAGUUUGUCCAGGAGCUUGCUACAUUGAAAAAUGGCUACUGGACAGGACCGGGUAGUUGCCCUACUGGACAUGGACUGUUUUUUUGUUCAAGUGGAACAGCGGCAAAAUCCUCAUUUGAGGAAUAAACCUUGUGCGGUUGUACAGUACAAAUCAUGGAAGGGUGGUGGAAUAGUUGCAGUGAGUUAUGAAGCUCGUGCAUUUGGGGUCACUAGAAGCAUGUGGGCAGAUGAUGCUAAGAAGUUAUGUCCAGAUCUUCUACUGGUACAAGUUCGUGAGUCCCAUGGGAAGGCUAACCUCACCAAGUACCGGGAAGCCAGUGUGGAAGUAAUGGGGAUAAUGUCUCGUUUUGCUGGGAUUGAACGUGGCAGCAUUGAUGAGGCUUAUAUAGACCUGACCAGUGCUGUACAAGAGAGACUACAAAAGCUACAAGGUCAACCUAUCUCAGCUGAGCUGUUGCCAACCACCUACAUUGAAGGGUUGCCCCAAGGCCCUACAACAGCAGAAGGGACUGAUCAGAAAGAGGAGACGCGAAAACGAGGCUUAUUUCAAUGGCUUGAGUCUCUUCAGAUUGAUAACACCACCUCUCCAGACCUGCAGCUCACUGUUGGAGCCGUGAUUGUGGAGGAAAUGAGAGCAGCCAUAGAGAAGGAGACGGGUUUUCAGUGUUCAGCUGGAAUUUCACACAAUAAGGUCCUGGCAAAACUGGCCUGUGGACUAAACAAGCCCAACCACCAGACCCUGGUCUCACAUGGGUCAGUCCCACAGCUCUUCAGCCAAAUGCCUAUUAGCAAAAUCCGUAAUCUUGGAGGAAAGCUAGGUGCCUCUGUCAUUGAAAUCCUGGGGGUGGAAUACAUGGGUGAACUGACUCAGUUCACGGAAUCCCAGCUCCAGAGUCAUUUUGGGCAGAAGAAUGGAUCUUGGCUAUAUGCCAUGUGCCGUGGGAUUGAACAUGAACCAGUUAAACCCAGGAGACUACCUAAAUCCAUUGGCUGCGGCAAGAACUUCCCAGGAAAGACAGCCCUGGCUACUCGCGAACAGGUACAAUGGUGGCUUUUGCAAUUAGCCCAUGAACUAGAGGAGAGACUAACCAAGGACCGAGAUGAUAAUGACAGGGUGGCCACCCAGUUGGCUGUGAGCAUUCGUGUACAAGGAGACAGACGUCUCAGCAGCGUACGCCGCUGCUGUGCCCUUACCCGCUACGACGCUCACAAGAUGAGCCAAGACGCGUUUGCCGUCAUCAGGAACUGUAACACUUCAGGGAUCAAAACUGACUGGUCCCCUCCCCUCACAAUGCUCUUCCUCUGUGCUACCAAAUUCUCCGCCCCUGCCCCUUCAUCUUGCACAGACAUCACCACCUUCUUGAGCAAUGACCCAAGUUCUCUGCCAAAGGAGCCAGUUACCAGUCCAGAAGCUAAGACCCAGGGAUGUGGCCCAGCAGUGACAGCCACUAAGAAAGCAACCACUUCUCUGGAAUCAUUCUUCCAAAAAGCUGCAGAAAAGCAGAAAGUCAAAGAAGCUUCACUGUCAUCUCUUACUGCCACUACCCAGGCCCCCAUGAGCAAUUCACCAUCCAAGCCCUCCUUACCUUUCCAAACCAGUCGUAUUACGGGAACUGAGCCCUUCUUUAAGCUGAAGAGUCUACUUCUAAAACAGAAACAGCCUAAUAAUCCUUCAGUUUUCUUCACUCCACAAAAUCCACAGUCCAGCUGUAAAGAGUUAACAAACUGUCUUCCAGCAGAGUAUCCAGACUGCACCCCUGUCUGUCAAGCAGCAUUGAAGCUAGGAUCCUCUGAAACAACUCCUACAGAGAUAGAUUUGGCCCAGAACAGCCCAAGCAGGCUUGCUUCUUUAACUUCCAGCUCUGCUCUGGAGGUGGCUCAGAAAUCAACUACUGCCCCAAUUACUAUGGCAGCUGAGGACCAAGUGCCCUGUGAGAAGUGUGGCUCUCUGGUACCUGUAUGGGAGAUGCCAGAACAUAUGGACUAUCAUUUUGCAUUGGAGUUGCAGAAAUCCUUUUUGCAGCCCCACUCCUCAAACUCACAGGCUGUUCCUGCCAGUUCUCCUCAAAGCAAAAGAAAUCCCAAGAGCCCUUCAGCCUCCAGUAAUAAACGCCCUAGGCCUGAGGGCAUGCAGACAUUGGAAUCAUUUUUUAAGCCAUUAACACACUAGUGCUGCCCUCAGGCUUGUUGCAGGGUUUUAAUAUUUUACCUGUAAAUUAGGAGGUGGAAAUAUGCUCACUUCGCAAGGAAAUCUGUAACUUUAUGAAAUUUUUAGUAAGAGAAAUAAUCCAGUUAGAUGCGGAGUUAAAACUCCCAUCUCUUCACAUGCAUGGAUCCCGAUUCCAUUGCCGACAGAGAUGUAAAAACUAACUUAUCUUGCAGAUUAUCACUGCUUUGAGUUUGUUUUUUUUUAAGAUUUUAUUUAUU